Molecule: messenger RNA, 4092 nt
Organism: Patella vulgata (common limpet)
Lineage: Eukaryota; Metazoa; Mollusca; Gastropoda; Patellidae
Exons: 4
Coding region: 324-2552 (742 amino acids)
Source: RefSeq, a predicted model, not a curated record
AUUAAUUGUACAGCUGUACUGUUGUGGUAGUGACAUAGACAUUUUAUAAACAGAAUUAUGAAAACUGUGUAAUGAAAAUUCAAUUAUAUGAUGCAAAUGUAGGCGUGGUAUGGGUUUAUGUAAAGUUGAAAAUGCGAUUGAUUAAUAUUUUUUUUUGUUUAUAAUGUGCUGUGACAUUGUUAAUUGCGAUGGAGAGACAAUGGGUUUAUAUGGAAAAUGGCCUACACGUGGUUCAAACUGUCAUGGAAGUUCUACAAAAAUAAACAGUGAACUACGUUGUAUUACUGACACGAUUUUUAACAUGUUGUAUUCUACUGACCUUUAUGAACGUUCUCCUCAUGAUGGAACAGCAGCAGCUAGACGUAGCAACAUCCAGCAACGAACAGGUCGUACAACCUUUGGAUGAAUUCACUAGAAUUAGUUAUAUUGGAACGGAACAUGAUAAAUGGAUAGUUAUAAACAUACCCCAGGAGGAGAAUCAGGUCAAAUUCACAAUGUCAAGGGUAAAAGGUUGGAAGAUCGUGAUAAUCGGAAAUGAUUACGCCAAGCCAUUUUACUGCAAAAUUCCUUACUGUAUCUAUCUAUCUCCCUCUGUUAUAACCAAGAUUGAAUUGCCACUACCAGAAGAACUUCUUAUCAAAAGCUACCAUCUUGGUUUUAUUGGGUAUUUAUACGCAAUUCAACAUGGCGCAAAGUAUAUAUUAUCUGUGUCUGCUGACGUUCAUUCGCUGACGGACCUAGAUAUGUUUCAGUUCCGAUCAACAACAAGUGGGCUAGUUUACAACGAACCGGAAAUAUUAAAUCCGGAUAUUUUUGUUGGUGAAACAUUAAAACAGAAUGUACCAUAUGCAAAGAAUCAAACCGGGGAGGGAUAUCCGUACAUUUUUUUUCUGGAGGAUGAAAUAAACCCCGUGCUUCAACUACCUUUAUAUUCGUGCAGCACAUUUAAAUACGAAAAUAAUACAAUGAACUUUUCCACGGAUACGAAACUAAAGAACCACACAAAGCUAGCCCCAAUGUUUUUGAUACCUAGUCGUUUAGUUAGAUUAACGUCAAACGUUGUUUUGUAUAAGCAUGAGAUAUUCUGGUCGCUCUUCAUGAACCUAGUUGAUGAAACAACGAACAGUGUCGUUUAUAAAAUGAUCGUGGAGCAAAUAUUAGAAAAGUUAAAUUUUCGUGUGAUGCUAAUCCCCUUUAAACCAUGUACAAAGGAGUUACACCGAACGUCAUUCAACGUGUCUCUCUCCCCAGCUGUUCCCAAAGAAUAUUUCUUGUGCUCAGAGACAUCCCUGUACCAAUGUCUUUUGCGGAUGGCUAAAAGUAUGCACACCGGAGGACAUAUGAAUGAUGACGAUUUUACAUCCCUAGAAACAUGGCUUUUUGUAUUAGCGUAUGUCGGCUACAAAGAACCAGUUUUUAAAAGAAAGGGCAAGACUGCGGAAGCAACUAACAAUAUUAGAAUCUUAAUGUCUACGCACAUGUAUUCGGACGCUGAUACUGAGUUUCUAGAAAAUUUGUCUCCACUCUUAAUAAAUGCUACUAACGCUCAAAAUGUUUGUCCCGAUUUAAACAUGACGUGGAAAGAACCCAUAAUGGAUGACGUAAUGUUGAUCGUGACGUUUAAUGAGAUAAAGUGGUACAUCAACAUGCCUUAUAUAGAACUCAUGUACAGACGCUACUUCAAGCAUAUUCUUGUUUGUGGUCCAACGCCAAAAGCAUUUGCAGAGGUUUUAUCAAACAAUUCUUACAUAACGACAUUUUUUCAUGUAGACGCACUGAAUAGAGGUUGGGUUGAUAUGUUUGAAUGCACCCAGUAUGCGAUGAUGAUGAACUUCCGGGUUAAAGGUUAUUUACAAAUCGGCGAUGAUACGUUAGUAAAUGUGUGGAACAUGUUCCGAUUACCGCGAGAUCAAAUUAUUUUACCCGAUGUUAUUUCGUGGUACAAUCGGUCCUCGGAAAAACAACAGUGGUACUAUUGGGACAUAGAAAUUGGCCGACCAGCGUUGAAUAAAUUGAUGGCGGCAUUAGAAAACUCCGCUCUAGUUGAAGGGGACAAAAUGGCGAAAGAAUAUUUAGAUAUGUACAAGUAUAACAUGAAGGACACAAAUGUAGCAUUUUACCGAGGCGGCGAUUUUUUCUAUAUCCCCGAAAAACUUAGAGAUGCUUAUAUCUAUAUCAGUAAAGCUUGUUUGCGACAUCAGCUUAUGGAUGAGGUAGCCAUUCCUACAUUUACAAUGGGAUUAGCCGAAUCGAAAGACAUUUUUAGAGUCAGAGAUGGCAGCUUAUGGCGACAAGAGUCACGUGACCAAUACGCUUUGUUUUUCGACAUCAACACACUUUUUAUCCAUCCUUUUAAAUUAGGAAAAUUCUUUGCAAACAAAACUGAUAGCAAUAACUUUUUUUGUGAUCCAUUCAUGAAGUUUAGCUUAUUAAAAAUUAAGUCUUUGGCAACCGAUCGGUUAAAACCGUUAAUUAAUACAGGCAUUGUGUGGAAUAAUAUGGUCGGUGGACCAGUCCGACCAGGGGAGAAACACACUUUUAUUACCGCGUGAGCAUAAACCUGUUAUUGACGCCAAUAGCACAGAAAUUUAACACGCGACUGGUUGUUGGUGACUACUGUGUUUGGUGUCGUGAUCCUAACAGACCCCACAAGAGAGAUCGGGAACCCUGGUGGUAUAAUCAAAAUUAAACCGGAUUUUUUGUUUCUCUGCUUUUUCAUUUCAUUUUUGUUUUUGACUUUGGAACUGCAAUGAGUGCAGGAGAAGCCCAACUACACAUAAAGAAAGAAACAGAGACUUAAUAUAUGAUAAAAGAGUAUUAGAACACUUAUAUGGAUAUACCACUUCUGGAGUUUAUUAACAUGCUACGUUUCAAUACACGUACACGUAUCGUUAUAUGUCUUAUAACGAUUAUGAUAAAAGUACUAUCAAAUCAAACAAACGUAUCCGGGGGAUCUGCUCAGUCCCGGACAUGCAUUAAUACAGGUGAUCCUCGAUUGUCAGGCCGGAACAUUCCGAAUUGACGGGAUUACAAUCGUGUGAGGCAGAAUUCAACCAUGUCACAGUUCUGUCAGUCUCGACAACUGACAACUUUUGGUCUUCGAAGGAAUUAUUAGUGAGCAGAAAUUCGCCCGUGUAUAUAUUAUCACUCGUCGCUUCAGUCAGUUAUAAAGAAGGAUAACUCGUGUUUUCCUUUUGCGUUCGUCACUUCCCUUUCUUGAAACCUUCAUGACGCAUCUUUCGUAGCAAUGAUCUCUGAUUGAAAAUUAUAUUUGGAACGUGUUUAACCAGUUCUAUCACAUAAUGACUGACACCAAUAUUGUCCUUUAAACACAACGAAUACGUUUCAGUUGUCGGCGCAUGCGUUAUAACCCCAAAUUCCCAUUUUCACUCGAUUGUCACUAUUUUUGGGUUUGACAGAAUUCAAUUAUUUUGAAUCAUUUGAAAGAGGUAUAGCUUUAGUCUACUAAAGGCUAAGAAUUGAGAUGAAUACAAACCUUUUCCUUGAAGUUCACAAAUAUAUCAAACUUUCAAAACGAUUUAAAUAAAAGUUAUUGUUAGUAGUUACAUCUUAGAAUAAAUUAUUAGCUUUAGCUUUUUUGGUGGAUAACAUUUUUUUUUUUUUUUUUUUUUCCCCCGCACCCCCCCCCCCCCCAUUUUUUUUAUUAUUAUUUUUUUUUUAUCAUUUUAUACAUGCAUCAGUUCAUUUAUAUCCCAUUUAUUAAACAUUAUUUUUCAAUGUUUUAAAUAUAAUUUUAUAUUCUCUUUAUCACCUCUUCACUUAUUUUAUAUAGAGCUUUGAGAUAUAAUUCAUCUGACUUUACUUAUAUUACUUAUAAAUUAUUUAUUAUUGUAUAUACUAUUUUGCAAUCUUGUUUGUAUUAAAUAAUGUCUAUCAUUUCUAUGUAUGGAAAGGGCUUUUCUAAGUUUUUGAAACUUGUGCUCAAUCCUUUUGAUAUUUGUCAUUAAAAUAUGUUUAAACCAAUCGCUGUUUUAGGCGUGUAUCUGCUAAAGCUAAUAGCUGUGUUUUAUAUAGAUGUAUAUAUUAGUACUUUGUAUGUAAUCAUUCAUGAAUAAAGGUUAACAAUUGUUA